This is a messenger RNA of Engraulis encrasicolus (European anchovy), 4289 nucleotides long. RefSeq names its product protocadherin-1-like. Gene Ontology annotation, cellular component: plasma membrane. The transcript is spliced from 5 exons. Lineage: Eukaryota; Metazoa; Chordata; Actinopteri; Clupeiformes; Engraulidae. The record is from RefSeq and is a predicted model, not a curated record. Gene Ontology annotation, molecular function: calcium ion binding. Bases 612 to 4289 code for a protein of 1225 amino acids. Gene Ontology annotation, biological process: homophilic cell-cell adhesion.
AGCCGUGCAGUCGCACAAGGUGAGCUGUGGUAACAGCAUAUCCAAGGGAGCCCGCAGUUGAUGACUGAUGUAUACGCAAGGAUUUGGCGGACAUAUAGCUUUAUGAAUGCUUUUUUUUAUUUUAUUUUUCCUCCCUUCGACACCGACUGGAGAUCACAGUUGACGAGAACAGCUGGAGAUGCAGUCGCUUUAGUUGAAAGAUUGUGACAAAAUUGAAUUCAGCAAGGCAACGGAAUGCUGUUGGAGUCGCCGGGUUCGGGGUUCCUCUCGUGAAUAGUGGAAGGAGUGGAAGCACCAUCAUCAGAUGUGCGCCCCAGCAUUCGGCCAAGUUGCUGAGCUCCCGCAACUGACGUGAGCGGCAUUUUCUCCAGAGUCCAACGGAUAGCGGUGUGGUGUGCGUGGGAUUAGGAAUAACAGCCGAGUCUUAUUCAAGCGGAUUUCCCCCGAAAGGACACGCACUAUAUUUACGCGUUUGAGAUUUGGAUUGUCUUCCGUGGGUUGUGGGCUGAAGUGGUUACGUUUCGAAGCGGACAAGAAGCGCGGCUUCCAGCCCAGCUCGACCUUUCUGGGCUGGAAUACAGAGGGGUUACCGUCCGUUGAGUAGCAGCCUGAUGAUGUCUCAGCGCGGCGGUGUCAUGUUACAGCGGCGGGGCGCCACGUCGGCAUGGCUCACACUGCUCCUGGUCUCAUUCUGCUCCGGCAUCACUGGCAUCCAGUACCACCUGGAUGAGGAGAAACCGCCUAACACACUGAUAGGCAGCCUGGCAGCGGACCAGGGCCUGCCCGACACAGGUCACCUCUACAAGCUGGAGGUUGGCAGCCCUUACCUGCGCGUGGACGGCAAGACCGGAGACAUCUACACCACCGAGGUUCCUAUCGACAGGGAGACCCUGAAGGACUGCCGAUACCUAUUUGAGGGUGACCCCUGCUUUCUGGAGUUUGAGGUGUCCAUAACAGACCUCAUUAAGGGCCAGAGCCCACGCCUGAUUGAGGGUCGUAUUGAGAUCCUCGAUUUGAAUGACAACACACCACAGUUUGCCUCGCCAAUUCUUUCACUGUCCAUCCCAGAGAACACACAUGUGGGCACGCUUUUCCCCAUACCCAUGGCAACUGACAAGGACUCAGGGACGAAUGGCAUCGCUGACUACUCCCUCACUCCUCCGCCAGACGCCGCCAGUCUCUUCGGCCUGCAGGUGGCGCAGGACACGGAGGAGAAGCAGCCGCAGCUCAUCGUCCUGGGGAACCUGGACAGGGAGGCCCGUGACUCAUACGACCUCAGCAUCAAGGUGGUGGAUGGGGGCACACCACCCCGAUACAGCAGUGCCUUGCUGCGUAUCACGAUCACUGACGUCAAUGACAACCCGCCAAGAUUCGAGAAGUCCCACUACGAGGCUGAGCUGUUGGAGAACAGCCCCACUGGUCACUCUGUUCUGCAGGUGAAGGCCAAUGACUCUGACAUGGGACCCAAUGGAGAAGUGACAUACAGCCUUCAUCAGGCUUCAGCUGUGGUGCAAAGGCUUCUCAACAUCGACAGGAACACCGGAAUCAUUUACGUCAAAGGUCUGGUCGACAGGGAGGAGGUGGGCGUGCUCAAGUUCUACGUUGUGGCGAAGGACAGCGGACCCCCAGUCAAGAGCUCCAAGGCCCAGGUGACCAUCACCAUAAAGGACCAGAAUGACAAUGCGCCGACCAUAACCAUUCGCGGCAUUGGUCUGGUGACCCAUGAGGAGGGUGUGGCCAACAUCUCUGAGGACACACCAGUUGGUACACCAGUGGCAUUGGUGGAGGUGUCUGACCGAGAUGAGGGCGAGAACGCCAUUGUGACUUGUGUGGUGGCAGGGGACGUGCCUUUCCAGCUCAAGCAAGCUAGUCAGUCAGGCAAUGAGAAAAAGAGGAAGUACUUCCUACAGACCACAACGCUGCUGGACUAUGAGCGUAUCAAAGAUUACAGGAUUGAGAUAGUUGGUGUCGACUCUGGAAAUCCAGCACUAUCCAGCACAAACUCACUCAAAGUUCAGGUCACAGACACCAACGAUAAUGCUCCCAUCUUCUCUCCUACCUUGUUUGAAGUUGAUUUUCCUGAGGAGAACCAGCCUGGUGACAAAGUACUCGAUGUAAUGGCGAGUGACGCAGACAGUGGCACCAAUGCUGAGCUCACCUACAGUAUAAUCAUGGACCAUUCCAUCAAGGGACUCUUUGAGAUCAAUGCUAACACCGGCGAGGUCCGUGUUCUGAAUCAGCUUGACCGUGAGCACCAAGAACGGUACGAGUUUCAGGUAGCUGCAGCAGACAAAGGUGUCCCCAGCCAGCGUGGGACUGCCACUGUCGUGGUCCGGGUGCUGGACCGCAAUGACAAUGACCCCAAGUUCAUGCUGAGCGGCUACAGUUUCUCUGUACUUGAAAACAUGCCCCCGCUCAGUCCAGUCGGCAUGGUGACAGUACAGGAUGCAGAUAAAGGGGAUAAUGCUAAAGUGCGUCUGUCUGUGGAGCCUGACAAUGGCAAAUUCGUCAUCCAGAAUGGAACAGGAACCAUCUUGUCAAGCAUUUCCUUUGACCGGGAAAAGGAGAGCACCUACACUUUCCGCCUAAAGGCAGUGGAUGGAGGUGACCCACCGCGCUCCUCCUACGUCGGUGUCACCAUCAACGUCCUGGAUGAGAAUGACAAUGACCCUUACGUUACCAAGCCAUCAAACUCUUCAUACAAGUUCCUCCCUCCUCUGACCCCUCCCAACACCCAUGUGGAGCGAGUGGAGGCCGAAGACAUGGACACGGGGCCCAAUGCUGAGCUCCAGUACAGCAUACUCAGUGGUAAUCCCCAUGGCCUGUUCCGCAUCUCCCAAAGUGAUGGAGAAAUUGUGUUGACCAAGGAGUUCACACGCAAGCAUAAUGGCCUCCACCGUCUGGUGGUGCGUGUCAGUGACAAGGGCAAACCCCCGCGCCAUGCCACCGCACUUGUGCACAUCUUCGUCAAUGAAACACUCGGGAAUGUCACCAUGAUCGAGUCACUGGUCGGCUACAGCCUGAACACCCCACUGGACACGGACAUCGCCGGUGACCCCCACGAGUACCUGCGGCAGCAGAACAACAUUGUGUAUGCUGUUGUGGCAGGCAUUGCAGGGGUCAUCAUGUUCAUUGUGGCCGCUGUGGUCAUCAGGCACUGGCUCCAGAAGAAGGCCAAGAGUGGCUACCAGGCGGGCAAGAAGGAGAGCAAGGACCUUUACGCUCCCAAACAGGGCCCUAAGAGUGGCAAGAGCAAAAAAGGCAAGAAGAACAAGGCGCCCAAGCCAGCUAAACCCAUAGAGGAGGAUGAGGAGGCCAGCCUUCAGAAAGGCCUCAAAUUCAACCUCAUGAAUGACAGUGUUAAUGACAGCCCUAGGAUCCACUUGCCCCUCAAUUACCCGCCAGGUAGUCCGGACUUGGGCAGGCACUACCGAUCCAACUCCCCCCUGCCCUCCAUUCAGCUUCAACCCCAGUCCCCCUCCGCCUCCAAGAAGCACCAAGCCGUGCAGGACCUCCCGGCCACCAACACCUUUGUGGGGACAGGAGACAACAGCUCGUCAGGCUCCGACCAGUAUUCGGAUUACAGGAUUACGGCAAACCCACCAAAAUACAGCAGCAAACAGCUGCCACACCGCCGGGUGACCUUCUCCACGACCAACCAAUCGCAAGAUCUGGGGGACCCCUCUCAGCACAGCUACUACGACAGCGGCCUGGAGGAGUCGGAGACGCCCAGCAGUAAGAGUUCGUCCGGGCCCCGUAUCGGCCCUCUGGCCCUGCCCGAGGACCACUACGAGAGGACCACACCCGACGGCAGCAUCGGAGAGAUGGAGCACCCCGAGAACGACCUGCGAUCCCUGCCCGACGUGGCCAUGACGGGCAACUGCACGCGGGAGUGCACCGAGUUCGGCCACUCCGACUCCUGCUGGAUGCCCGGACAGCCCUCGCCCAACCGCAACAUGACCGCCAAGGGCCAAGGAGCGCCCAACCUCUCCACCUUCGUGCCUUACCAGGAGCAGGACGGCCCGGUGGCCAACGCCAACACCCUCCCCAAGCCCGUUCCCGAGGAGCGUAGCGGAGGAGGUGGAAACAGCAGCGGAGAGAGAGGAGGCAGCGCCCGGGUGCCCGCCGGCGUGCGCUUCAAGGCCCCCUACACCAGUGCCUACUCGGCGGGAGGCGAGCCGGGCAGCAAAGACUGCUCCUUGGAGGAGAUCCCUCUGAGCCAAGCGGCUGACUAUUCCACCGCCACCACUCCCUCCAGCCAGAGCUCCAAGAGGGAGAUCUACCUGUGA